Molecule: messenger RNA, 2653 nt
Organism: Zea mays
Lineage: Eukaryota; Viridiplantae; Streptophyta; Magnoliopsida; Poales; Poaceae
Exons: 4
Coding region: 134-2485 (783 amino acids)
Source: RefSeq, marked predicted
CAACGCCACUGGGCCUCAACAACAACAAUCUCCCAACGCCGCCGCUUCCGCCGCAUCAAGCGCUAGAACUAGGAACCCCUCCCAAAGGAUCUCAAGAAGACAAGGACACCGUCGAGUCGCCGCCAGUCGCUCGAUGGGGUGCGGGCAGUCAAAGAUCGAUCAAGAGGAGGCGGUGUUUCGAUGCCGGGAGCGGAAGCGGCUGAUGGCUGACGCCGUGGCCUCGCGGAACGGUUUUGCCGCCGCCCACACUGGCUACACUGUCCGCCUGAAGAGCACCGGCGGCGCGCUAUCCGAUUUCGCCCAAGGCGAGGCGCCGGACCCUAGCCUGGUGUCCUCCCAUACCCACCACGCUCCGGCUGUGGCGACGUCAUCUGUCUCGACUCCGCCAGGCCCCUCCGCAGCUUCCGUCAACAGCCCCUCCCCGCCGCCGCCGCCAUUCGCCGACUUCUCUCAUUCUAGCCUCCAAAGAUCCUCAUCCACCCCCAACAUUCCUAUGCCGGAGCCGAGGGCCGCAGCCAAAAACCGCCCUCCUGCCGAUGCUUCUAUCCGAGAGGAGGAUGAGGAUGAGGAUGAGGAGGAACAGGAUGGACAUAUCAAGAUCGAUAGCGAUGACGACAGUGACGACGACAGUGACGAAGACGACGAUCACCAUGAGCAUGACGAUGUUAGUGUGGAUGACAUGGUGCAUGGACAACAAUCAAAGCGGAUUUUGAUGAGUAGUGUGGGAUCUUCUCCAGUAACACCACCUCCGCCUCCAAGGUUGAACCACACCCCACCAACGCUUGCCACAGCAACGCCACCGCCCCCGGUGCUGGAGUCACAGAUGGCUACCUGGGACUACAUCUUUGGCCCAACUCCCACCCCACCACCCACCCUAGAGCAGCCUGCUGCUGAUACUUUGUGGAUGGAAAGGCGUGAUAAGGAGCCAGUGGCUGAGGUGAAGGCACCUGUGGCAAAAACAGUUGUUAGUAAGCCAGCUGCUACUGAGGAAAGGCCACCAGAGACGGCCGUAGAGAAGGAUAAAGCAAUUGAGGAGAUGAUGGCUAAUCUACCGCCAUCAAAACCUAUUGUGAGGAAGCCACCCAAAGCACCUGGCCCAUCACAAGAAGCAGCACACUACCAGCAUGCCUCUUCGAUGGGUGCAGUUGAAAUUCGGAAGGGGAAGGUAAUGGUGGCAUCAGGAACUGCCAGCUUGCUACAGAUUGUUACACGGCUUGAUGAUAACUUUCUUAGAGCUUCAGAGAGUGCGCAUGAUGUGUCAAAAAAACUGGAGGCCACCCGGAUGCAUUAUCACUCCAACCAUGCUGACAGCCGAGGACAUAUCGACCACUCUACAAAAAUUAUGCACGUUAUCACAUGGAACCGCUCCUUCAAGAACUUACCUGACCAUGAGGACCUGAACGAUAAUUUUGAGAUUGAUGAUAGAUUUGAAACUCAUGCUGCAGUUCUAGAUAGAAUGCUUGCUUGGGAGAAAAAACUGUAUGACGAAGUGAAGGCUGGGGAGCUUAUGAAAACCGAUUAUCAGAAGAAGGUGUCUCUAUUGCAGAAGCAAAAGAAACGGGGUGUUAAACUUGAAACCUUGGAGAAGACAAAAGCUGCUGUUAGCCAAUUGCACACAAGGUACAUUGUAGACAUGCAAUCCAUGGAUUCAACAGUUUCAGAAAUAAAUCGGCUUCGGGAUAGACAGUUAUUCCCAAAGUUAAUGGACCUUGUUGAUGGAAUGGCCAAGAUGUGGAGUUCUAUGUACCGCCAUCAUAGAAGUCAGUUCCUGAUCAUUUCUGGAAUAAGAGGUUUCGAGAUUCCUCCUAUUCCAAGGGAGACAACUGAUUCUCAUUACAUCCAGACUUGUGAGCUACGUGACAUUGUUAGGGAGUGGCAUACGCAGUUUGAGAAAUUGAUGGACAAUCAGAAAGCAUACAUCAGAGCACUCAAUGCAUGGCUGAAGCUCAAUCUCAUCCCAAUUGAGAGCAACAUAAAGGAGAAGGUCUCCUCCCCUCCAAGGCUGGUGGAUCCACCCAUCAAGCACCUGCUGCAUGCCUGGCAUGACGAGCUCGAAAGGCUUCCGAUUGAGCUUGCAAAAACUGCCAUCAAAACCUUUGCUGAAGUCAUAAGCACUAUCGUGCAUCUUCAGGAAGAGGAAGUAAACCUAAGGAGGCGGUGUGAUGAAACUCGUAGGGAUCUGAACCGAAAGAAGGCACAGUUUGAGGACUGGCAUCAAAAGUACUUGGAGAGACAGACAGCAGAAACUCAAAACAUAGAUCCUGUCGAGGAUAGGAAACGCACCAUCGAGGAACUAGAGAUUCGGCUGAGAGAGGAGGAGGGGCACCAUCUUAGGCAUGCCAGGCAGGUGCGGGAGAAAUCACUUGCAAACCUCCGGACACACCUGCCAGAACUUUUCAGGAACAUGUCCGAUUUUGCUUACUUUUGCAAAGACAUGUACAACAAUCUUAGAAAAACUGCUGCGCUGUCCAAAGAUGAAGUCUAAGGCUGAUGAUAUUUGUGCGUGUGUAUGUAUACUCGACAAGCAGUAGAAUGUUUGCUGGUAACUUGUCCUGAUGCCGUCUAGAAUACAUAAUAGUCGGCAUUAAUUAUGUUUGUAAAUUGGAAUGGACAUUCCGGACUCCCCAUUGUUUAUUUCCAUGCUAUGUACUGC